AUGAGCUCGCCCGGCUCUUCGACCCACGCAUGGAAGGGCCGGAUUUUGAGCCAGAGCUGGGUUACUGCGGAAGACCCCGUCUCAGACUGCUGCUGGAUGCAGAGGACAUCUGCCACUCCUAUGCGAAGGCUCGGUACAUGCAGACAGGCAAGUGGACAGGCCCCCUCUCCGAUGGCAUCGCGAAGGCGCUGGACUACGGCGCAUGGGGCGGCGGCGACGUCGAGGAAGUGGAUCCA
Molecule: messenger RNA, 236 nt
Organism: Symbiodinium sp. CCMP2456
Lineage: Eukaryota; Dinophyceae; Suessiales; Symbiodiniaceae
Source: the annotation of a GenBank genome assembly